GGAACGCACGGGGAAGUAGCCGCACUCAGCUUUGCAUAGCAACGCACAGCUUUGCAUAACCAAUACAGGCAGGCAUUUAAAGGCGUCGUCGCCUCCACGAACCCUGUAGUUAACUCGGUGAGGACCCACCCUUUGCGAUGAACCCCCUGAUGCAGGCUCCUCUCCUCAUCUCCCUGGGCUUGCUUCUCGCCGGCCCAGCGGCUCCUGCACGCAUUUUCUCGAACCGGCUUUCCCAGCUCAGUAGCUUUUCCUGGGAUAACUGCCAUAAGGGGAAGGACCCUGUGGUGAUCAACAGCCUGACUGUGGAACCUGACCCUAUUGUCAUUCCUGGGAACAUGACCAUCAGCGCUGAGGUCAAGACCACUGUGAACCUCAAAGAUCCUCUGAAGGUGGUAUUAACUCUGGAGAAGGAAGUGGCUGGCUUUUGGGUCAAAGUCCCAUGUAUGGAGCAAUUUGGCAGCUGCACCUAUGAGAACUUCUGUAAUGUGCUUGAAGUGUUAACUCCCCAUGAGAAUCCCUGCCCAGAACCCCUGCACACCUAUGGGCUUCCCUGUCACUGUCCCUUCAAACAAGGUACCUACUCACUGCCCAAGUCUGACUUCUUCCUGCCUGACCUGGAGCUGCCCAGCUGGCUCAGCAGUGGGAACUACCGCUCGGAGAUCAUCCUAAGCAUCAACGGGAAGCGUCUGGGCUGUGUCAGAAUCUCCGCCUCUCUAAAGGGCAAAUAAGGUGGCACCUGCCACAGCAGAAUGAAGAGGGUGUGAGGAAGGCAUCCUCUUCUUCUGUCUUACGUUGGCCAAGGCCAGAUUCUACUCUCUGUCCUUUCUCAAGCCCCUUUCUACAAUGACGACACUCCCCCGCUGAAAGUCAUUUUAUGCCACCUACAAAAUUUUUAGGUGUGGGCCAGCAGCCCUAACCUAAGGGCGGAUGAGCCUGGUGGUUUUUGACAGCCCAGGACAUCUACUGGGCUGGCCACUGCAUUUUCCUCCUCACCCCCAUGUCUUUCUCUAAGAGCUCAACUCAUUUUCUAAACAGUCAAGGAAGGGGCCUAACACGUCAGUGUUAGGUCAGUGUGUCACUGACCUAAAAGCAGAGUGAGAGUACUAACAGUUUUCAUUUUACUCCCACCCCCUCUUACAAUGAAGGAUCUGAAGGAGUCGAUCUCAGUCUGUUCCUCCAUUAACGUCUAUGAUUUAGUGUUCUUUUCUAGACUUGCCCAGUUAACAGUGGGGCACGGUGUAUCCUGGAGAGGCAAGGCAUGUGAUGGGAGAGAUAUCUGAGAAUGCUCUAUGUGUUUAAGAUAGUCUGCGAACUCAGGUACCUGCAGGGCAAAGCGCAAGACAUGAGUAAGUGAUGAGGACCACGAGGAACAUGUUUGCGGGCACAUCUUCCAUUUUUUCCUUUGUAUAAUAAUAUAACUGAUCCGAGGCAGCUGCUGCCCAGUCUCGAGCUGGGGGUAUAAUCAGGGAUGUGGGAACUGGGGUGAGUUGGAAAGGGCACAUCUGGUCCGUAGGGACAGCUGCUAUCUAGCUAUAGCCAGUGAGUACCACAGGAGAGUAUGGGCCCAGCAUUGCCAAAUAUUCUCAAUUUCUUUUUCCCUCGAGAAGCCAGAAAUCCAGACUUUUAUAUGAAAUCAAUUUUAAAAUAUUGGCAACGAAUUAUUUUUUUAAAUACUGAGCAGGCAGAAGGGGCCAAUCAGACUUGUCACUGGGGAAAUCUGGUUGGCUCAUGGGUGGCCAGUUCGUGGCCUUGGAUAUAAGAACAUGCAUGCCUUGUCCUUUUAACCUUGAGACAACUCCUCCAACACUGUUUCUCCCUCCAUCGGGUCAAAUCCAUAGUGCCUGACCCUAGAAUGCUCCUCCAGUGCUGGGGGAGUAGAGGCGGCCUCAGAGCUGUGAGCUCAGGGAUCACGAGGCUGCCUGCCCUGGCCUUGGAGCACUGUCAGGGUGAGUGGGGCAGAGGCUGACCAAGUGGACCCGCCAGCAGCCACUAUGGAGCAGGGAUCCAGCGAAGAGAGGUGGACUCAUAUCAGGUGCCUGGGUUUGUUCACUGUCCUGUCCUCUCAUGACAACUUAAUCACCCAUGACCAGCCCCGGGUUCUGGGCUCACAUGAAGGCUGGAAUGGUAAUAAAUCUUUUUAACUUGA
Balaenoptera ricei (Rice's whale) is the source of this 2146-nucleotide messenger RNA. It is a transcript of the gene GM2A, whose product is annotated as ganglioside GM2 activator. Gene Ontology annotation, molecular function: lipid carrier activity; enzyme activator activity. Lineage: Eukaryota; Metazoa; Chordata; Mammalia; Artiodactyla; Balaenopteridae. Gene Ontology annotation, biological process: ganglioside catabolic process; lipid transport. Gene Ontology annotation, cellular component: cytoplasmic side of plasma membrane. The transcript is spliced from 4 exons. The coding region runs from base 138 to 728 and encodes 196 amino acids. The record is from RefSeq and is a predicted model, not a curated record.